AUGAUGUCCUCCAAACUGAUGCGCCCAGCUUUCGCAGCUGCCCGUCGGACUGCCCCCAGAACAGCUAUCCGAACAUACGCUGCGCCGGCCGCUGUAGACACAAAGCCUCCGGUGCCUUUGUUUGGCCUCGACGGGACUUACGCAAAUGCUUUGUAUACCGCAGCCGCCAAACAGGGCUCUCUGGAGCCGACGGCCAAAGCUCUCAGCAGCCUAGAACAGAUCUUCAAGACCGACGCCAAACUCCCCCAGAUCCUCGCUGCUCCCACACUUUCCGAUACCGACAAAUCACAGAUCAUUGCAGAACUGGAAAAGCACACCGGAGCAGCUGACAAGACUAACACGGUCAAGAAUUUUCUACAAACGCUGGCGGAGAACAACCGGUUGAGUCUGCUUGAGGGAGUUUGCGAAAAGUUUGGUACUCUGAUGAGUGCGGCGAGAGGAGAGAUAGAGUUGGUUGUGACGAGCGCUUCGAAACUCGACGAGAAACUCCUCCGCCGUCUUGAAGCCGCCAUCGCCAAAUCCGAAUACAGCCAAGGCAAGAAGCUGAAGGUGGUCACGAAAGUCAACCCAGAUAUCCUCGGUGGGCUCAUCGUCGAGAUUGGCGAGCGAACUAUCGACCUCAGCGUUUCGAGCAAGAUCACGCGGUUGAACAAGAUGCUCACUGAGACUGUGUAA
Messenger RNA from Cladophialophora psammophila CBS 110553, 675 nucleotides. RefSeq names its product ATP synthase F1, delta subunit. Gene Ontology annotation, molecular function: proton-transporting ATP synthase activity, rotational mechanism. The record is from RefSeq and is a predicted model, not a curated record. Gene Ontology annotation, biological process: proton motive force-driven mitochondrial ATP synthesis. Bases 1 to 675 code for a protein of 224 amino acids. The transcript has 3 exons. Lineage: Eukaryota; Fungi; Ascomycota; Eurotiomycetes; Chaetothyriales; Herpotrichiellaceae. Gene Ontology annotation, cellular component: membrane.